This is a messenger RNA of Sciurus carolinensis (gray squirrel), 534 nucleotides long. RefSeq names its product translation machinery-associated protein 16-like. Gene Ontology annotation, cellular component: nucleus. Lineage: Eukaryota; Metazoa; Chordata; Mammalia; Rodentia; Sciuridae. The record is from RefSeq and is a predicted model, not a curated record.
AUGCCUAAAGUUCCAAAGGGAAAAAGUAGUGCGGGGGGGGAAAAAAAAGUCAUCCAUCCAUAUAGUAGAAAAGCAGCUCAGAUUACGAGAAAGGCCCACAAACAGGAAAAAAAAGAAAAGUUGAAGAAUGAAAAGGCCUUAUGUCUCAAUCUUAUUGGUGAAAAACUGCAGUGGUUUCAGAAUCAUCUGGAUCCAAAAAAAUCGGGGUAUUCAAAGAAAGAUGCUUCUAAAUUAGUUGAAAGGUAUUUAAAUAGAUUUAGCAGUGAGCUGGAGCAGAUCGAGUUACAUAACAGCAUCAAAGACAGGCAGGGACUGAGGCACUUCUCCCGGGAAGCAGUUAUCAAGCAGACGAUGGAGCGUGAGCGACAGCAGUAUUUAGGAUAUGGCCUUGAGAUCCCAGAUAUUUUAAAUGCAAACAAUCUGAAAACUUUUAGGGAAUGGGAUUUUGAUCUGAAGAAAUUGCCAAACAUUAAAAUGAGAAAGUUCUGUGCUAAUGAUGCAGUUCCUAAGAAGGGCAAGAGGAAAACUAUUUUA